AUGGUUGGAAGAAAAAUUCUCUUGAUUGUGGAUAAUUGCCCUACUCAUCCAAAAAUUAUUGAAGGAAAUGUUGAAUUAUUUUUUUUGCCACCAAACACAACUUCAAAAAUUCAACCUGGUGACGCGGGGAUCAUACGAGCUUUUAAGAUGCAUUAUCGUCGUCGAUUUUAUAGAAGUCUUUUGGAGGGUUAUGAAUUAGGGGUUUCAAAUCCAGCAAAAAUAAAUGUAUUAGAUGCAAUGAAUCUUGCAAUUUCAGCAUGGACUAUGGAUGUUCGUGCAAAUACAAUUGCGAACUGCUUUCGUCAUUGUAAACUUCGAUCAACAGAUAACAUGAGUUUUGAGAACUCAGAUGAAGGUGGUGAAACCACUCAAGAACUCCAGAAUUUGAUCAAAGAGUUGGGUUAUCGCAAUGCAAUGGAUGUCGAAGAUGUUCUGACUCACCCAGAAGAAAAUGUAGUUGCACAGUUGUUGACUGAUGACGAAAUUAUUGAAAGCGUUAUUGGAAUUAAUAAAGAUGAUAUCGAUGAAGAAGAUGAUGAAAGUUCUACAAUGAAGCCCCCUUCGAAUUCACGAAAAAAGCGGUAA
Messenger RNA from Helianthus annuus (common sunflower), 585 nucleotides. Its product is annotated as CENP-B homolog protein 2-like. NCBI's taxonomy places the organism in Eukaryota, Viridiplantae, Streptophyta, Magnoliopsida, Asterales, Asteraceae. The record is from RefSeq and is a predicted model, not a curated record. The transcript has a single exon. Gene Ontology annotation, molecular function: nucleic acid binding. The coding region runs from base 1 to 585 and encodes 194 amino acids.